This is a messenger RNA of Impatiens glandulifera, 3380 nucleotides long. Its product is annotated as pyruvate, phosphate dikinase, chloroplastic-like. Gene Ontology annotation, biological process: pyruvate metabolic process; phosphorylation. The transcript has 21 exons. The record is from RefSeq and is a predicted model, not a curated record. Lineage: Eukaryota; Viridiplantae; Streptophyta; Magnoliopsida; Ericales; Balsaminaceae. Gene Ontology annotation, molecular function: ATP binding; pyruvate, phosphate dikinase activity; kinase activity. The coding region runs from base 169 to 3093 and encodes 974 amino acids.
UCCAAAAUGACGGGAAAAAGAUGUGGAAGAAGAAAUCUCAGAUAACUGGAGACGACGAAACCACCACUUACUGUCUCAGAUACCUCAAGAACAAACUGCCAAUUUAGUUUCCAUAUCUCUCUCUCUCUCUCUCUCUCUCUCGACUUCCAAAGUUGCAGAAGUGAAAACAUGUCUGCAAGUGUAAAGGGAGUGCUGGUAAAGUCUACCGAUGACAUAUAUGUUAAACGGCUCUUGAAGAAUAAUGUGGAUCACAAUCAGAUUGAAUACUCUAGGUUGAGUCAUCAUCAUCAUCAUCGUUCACUCUCUGUCAGCCGGUGGUCUGGUCAUGUCAGGCUUGCUCGAUGCCACGACUUACAGAGCAGUGCAAAUGGGGUUCUAAACCUGAAGCCUAAGAAAAACUUACCACGCCCUGAUCUGAUUCGAUCCAAAGCUAUUCUCACUCCAGUAUCAGAUACCCCACCUGCUACAAAGAAGCGAGUUUUUACAUUUGGGAAAGGAAUGAGCGAGGGCAACAAAGGCAUGAAGUCCCUGUUGGGAGGGAAAGGAGCAAACUUGGCAGAGAUGGCUAGCAUUGGUUUAUCUGUUCCACCUGGGCUCACCAUAUCGACAGAAGCAUGUCAAGAGUAUCAGCAGAUUGGGAAAAAAGUACCAAAAGAAUUAUGGCAGGAAGUGAUAGAGGGUUUGGAGAAUGUUGAAAAAGACAUGGGAGCCUACCUUGGUGAUCCUUCAAGACCACUUCUCCUUUCUGUUCGUUCAGGAGCCGCUAUAUCUAUGCCGGGAAUGAUGGACACUGUUCUCAAUCUUGGGAUGAAUGAUGAUGUGGUUGCUAGUUUGGCAGCAAAAGGUGGAGAGCGGUUCGCUUAUGAUUCAUAUAGACGCUUUCUUGACAUGUUUGGAGGCGUAGUAAUGGGAAUUCCACACUCAUCCUUUGAGGAGAAGUUAGAGCAAUUAAAGCAUGCAAAAAGUGUUUUGCUUGACACAGAGCUCACAGCUUCUGAUCUUAAGGAGCUGGUGGAACAAUACAAGAAUGUCUAUACUGAAGCAAAUGAGAAAUUUCCUUCAGAUCCAAAAGAUCAAUUACAGCUUGCGGUUAAAGCUGUCUUUGAUUCAUGGGACAGCCCACGAGCAAAUAAAUACAGGAGUAUAAACCAGAUAACUGGUUUAAAAGGCACAGCAGUCAACAUUCAAUGCAUGGUAUUUGGAAACAUGGGUAACACUUCAGGAACUGGGGUCCUUUUCACCAGAAACCCAAGCACUGGUGAGAAGAAGCUCUAUGGAGAGUUUCUCCUCAAUGCUCAGGGAGAAGAUGUCGUUGCAGGGAUCAGAACACCAGAAGACUUGGACACCAUGAAAUGUUGCAUGCCUGAAGCAUACAAAGAACUUGUGGAGAACUGUGAAAUUUUAGAGAGACAUUACAAGGACAUGAUGGAUAUUGAAUUCACAGUUCAAGAAAAUAGGCUGUGGAUGUUGCAAUGUCGAUCAGGCAAGCGAACAGGUAAAGGUGCUGUAAAGAUUGCAGUAGACAUGGUUUCUGAAGGCCUUGUUGACAAGAGGACAGCCAUUAAGAUGGUGGAGCCACAGCACCUCGAUCAACUCCUCCAUCCACAGUUUCAAGAUGAAUCUGCUUACAAAGACAAGGUGGUUGCAACGGGUUUGCCUGCUUCUCCUGGAGCAGCUGUAGGCCAAGUUGUUUUCUGUGCUGAUGCUGCUGAAGAAUGGCAUGCACAAGGAAAAAGUGUCAUCUUGGUGAGGACAGAAACUAGUCCAGAGGAUGUUGGGGGAAUGCAUGCUGCAACAGGAAUCUUGACAGCUAGAGGUGGCAUGACAUCACACGCGGCUGUUGUAGCCCGUGGGUGGGGAAAGUGUUGUGUUUCUGGGUGUGGAGAUAUCCGUGUGAAUGAUUUAGAGAAGGUGGUGGUGAUUGGAGACAAGGUAAUUGAGGAGGGCGGGUGGAUUUCACUUAACGGGUCAACUGGUGAAGUCAUCUUGGGUAAACAACCACUAUCUCCUCCAGCUUUAAGUGGUGAUUUAGAGGCCUUCAUGUCUUGGGCAGAUGAAUUCAGGAAAAUCAAGGUUAUGGCCAAUGCUGACACACCUGAUGAUGCUCUAACUGCAAGGAAAAAUGGUGCUGAAGGAAUUGGAUUAUGCAGGACAGAGCAUAUGUUCUUUGCUUCUGACAAGAGGAUAAAGGCAGUUAGAAGAAUGAUAAUGGCAGUCAGUCUUGAGCAGAGGAAGGAAGCACUUGACCAAUUGCUACCUUAUCAGAGAUCAGACUUUGAGGGCAUUUUUCGUGCAAUGGAUGGUCUCCCUGUGACUAUUCGACUGCUGGAUCCUCCACUUCAUGAAUUUCUACCAGAAGGCGAUCUAGAACAGAUUGUUGGGGAAUUAACCACAGAAACUGGCAUGACAGAAGAUGAAGUAUAUUCAAGGAUUGAAAAUUUAUCAGAAGUAAAUCCCAUGCUUGGUUUCCGUGGUUGCAGGCUAGGAAUAUCGUACCCAGAGUUGACUGAGAUGCAGGUGCGGGCAAUCUUUCAAGCUGCCAUUUCCAUGAGCAAUAGUGGAAUUAAAGUCCUUCCAGAGAUAAUGGUUCCCCUUGUUGGCACCCCUCAGGAACUUCGGCAUCAAGUGAAUUCCAUUCACAGCAUUGCUAAGAAGGUAUUCUCGGAGGCUGGUGUCUCUCUGAUAUAUAAAGUAGGGACCAUGAUUGAGAUCCCCCGAGCUGCUUUAGUUGCAGAUGAGAUAGCAAUGGAAGCAGAAUUCUUCUCCUUUGGCACAAAUGAUCUGACACAGAUGACCUUCGGGUACAGUAGAGACGAUGUAGGGAAGUUUCUCCCAAUAUAUCUCUCCAAAGGCAUUCUCCAGAAUGAUCCAUUUGAGGUUCUUGACCAGAAAGGUGUGGGUCAGCUCAUCAAGAUGGCAACAGAAAAGGGUCGUGCUGCCAGGCCAAGCUUGAAGGUGGGUAUAUGCGGGGAGCACGGUGGAGAACCUUCAUCUGUUGCGUUUUUUGCACAAAUUGGACUGGAUUAUGUUUCAUGUUCUCCAUUCAGAGUUCCAAUUGCUAGGCUAGCCGCUGCUCAAGUUGCUGCAUCAUGAGCACGACACGACAAAUACAAAAGAAAAAUAAUAUAAAAAAUGAAUACUCAAACUGUGCAGUUGUACAUUAUUACUAUAUGAAACUACUAAGUACUACUCCAGUUGAAGAAGCAGGGAAAAUAUAACAGUUUUUCCCUUAACUGGAAGUAUAAAAUAUAUUAUAUAUAUGUAUAUUCAGAUACUUAGUUCUUACAUCGAUCUUUCAAUCGGACCUAAAUUUCUGUUCUUGUAAUAAGAAAUGUAUGCAUGCAUACAUUCAAUAAUUCAGAUUGCUGGAUAUUUCAUUU